UGAAUUGGAGCAACAUAACAUCCUGUGGUCUAAGACCAACGUUUAUAUAGUGCAGGAAUUGCUGGGCAUUGGCACCUUUGGGAACGUUGUAAAGGGUUUUAUAGAAGGAACCAAUCAGAAAUUGGCUAUCAAAAUCCUGAAGAACACCCCAUAUGCUGUUAAAGAUGCUGAAGAAGAGGUGGAAAUUCUGUCCCAGCUCAGUAAGGAACAACCAGACGAAUUCAAUGUUGUCAAGCAGUACGAGUAUUUCCAGCACAACAAUAACAACUGCAUUAUGUUUGAAAUGUUGGAUAUUAGUCUAUAUGACUUUAUAAAGAAACGCAUGUUUAGCCCGCUUCCUGUGAAACACAUCCGUCCUAUUGUGGAGCAGGUGGGCAGUGCACUGGCAAAGCUGAAGAGUCUGGGAAUAAUUCACACAGACUUGAAACCAGAGAACAUCAUGAUGGUGGACACUGCUAGGCACUCAUUGAAG
Molecule: messenger RNA, 472 nt
Organism: Pelobates cultripes (western spadefoot toad)
Lineage: Eukaryota; Metazoa; Chordata; Amphibia; Anura; Pelobatidae
Source: the annotation of a GenBank genome assembly